Messenger RNA from Plasmopara halstedii, 300 nucleotides. RefSeq lists its product as uncharacterized. The coding region runs from base 1 to 300 and encodes 99 amino acids. The transcript has a single exon. NCBI's taxonomy places the organism in Eukaryota, Oomycota, Peronosporomycetes, Peronosporales, Peronosporaceae. The record is from RefSeq and is a predicted model, not a curated record.
AUGAUUCCAGAACCAGACACGGGUUUUCGCAAGCGCGUGGCACAGCGGUUCCGCCUCCGCUGUCUGUCAGAUUUUUUCGGUGCUGGGGAUACAUGGCCUAGCUGUAAUGUGUUUGUCGAUACGUAUGUGGACUACACCUUACAGUCCCCGACAGUAUACACCCAGGCUGUGAUAUUGGAGAGACUCUACAAGGAGCUUACGCAAGUGGUGAGACGCGUGUGUCCGACUCGUACACAUCUGGCGCGGCCGUGCCGAUGCCCCUACACUUUGGUGUUGCUACCUCGACUCGGUCGUUCAUAA